Molecule: messenger RNA, 583 nt
Organism: Emiliania huxleyi CCMP1516
Lineage: Eukaryota; Haptophyta; Isochrysidales; Noelaerhabdaceae
Exons: 4
Coding region: 54-440 (128 amino acids)
Biological process (GO): translation
Cellular component (GO): ribosome
Molecular function (GO): structural constituent of ribosome
Source: RefSeq, a predicted model, not a curated record
CAGAGAGCGCGCUGCCCUCGUCUCCUCGCCGCCGCCAGCCACAGCCGAGCGGCAUGGAGUCCGGCGCAGUCACCGUCAGGACAAAGAAGUUCGUCACCAACCGGCUGCUGCAGCGGAAGCAAUUUGUGUGCGAGGUGAUCCACCCCGGCCUCGCCGGCGUGUCAAAGAACGACCUGAAGGAGAAGCUCGCGAAGAUGUACAAGGUCGCCGACCCCUCGUGCGUGCUGCUCUAUGGCUUCAAGGUUGCCUUUGGUGGCGGCCGCUCGUCUGGCUUUGGCCUCAUCUAUGACAGCCUCACGGCCGCCAAGAAGUACUCGCCCAAGUACCUCCUGACGCGGUUUGGCAUGGGCAAGGCCAAGGCGACGGCCCGCAAGCAGCGGAAGGAGCGCAAGAAUCGCAUGAAGAAGGUUCGGGGUAUCAAGAAGUCCAAGGGCUCCUAGAGGAGGACUCGGCCCGGCCGCCCCGCCCCCUCGCUGCGCCCGUGUAUCCGUCCCCCGCUCCCCGCUCGCAGAGGGUCGCGCGGUUUGUCGUGUGUCUCGGGAGCUAUCCAAAUUUACGUACCAUUGCAAGGUACGCACACAAA